This is a messenger RNA of Oryctolagus cuniculus (rabbit), 1765 nucleotides long. RefSeq names its product synaptogyrin 3 (gene SYNGR3). Gene Ontology annotation, cellular component: synaptic vesicle membrane; neuromuscular junction. The record is from RefSeq and is a predicted model, not a curated record. Lineage: Eukaryota; Metazoa; Chordata; Mammalia; Lagomorpha; Leporidae.
CGCGCGCUCCCGGGAGGCGGCGGCGGCGGCGGCAGCAGCACCGGUAGCAUCGGCAGCAGCCCCCGGCGGCCUCGGGCGGGGCCGGCCGGACGGACAAACGGACAGAGGGUGCCGCGGACGCGCGGCCCGCCGGGGCCGGCCAUGGAGGGCGCCUCGUUUGGCGCGGGUCGCGCGGGGGCUGCCCUGGACCCCGUGAGCUUCGCGCGGCGGCCCCAGACCCUGCUGAGGGUCGCGUCCUGGGUGUUCUCCAUCGCCGUCUUCGGGCCCAUCAUCAACGAGGGCUACGUGAACGCGGACAGCGGCCCGGAGCUGCGCUGUGUCUUCAACGGCAACGCAGGCGCCUGCCGCUUCGGGGUGGUGCUUGGCCUCGGGGCCUUCCUCGCCUGCGCCGCCUUCCUGUUCCUGGACGCGCGCUUCCAGCAGAUCAGCAGCGUCCGAGACCGCCGUCGGGCCGUGCUGCUGGACCUGGGCUUCUCAGGUCUCUGGGCCUUCCUGUGGUUCGUGGGCUUCUGCUUCCUCACCAACCAGUGGCAGCGCACGGCGCCCGGGCCCGGCACGGCGCAGGCGGGGGACGCGGCGCGGGCCGCCAUCGCCUUCAGCUUCUUCUCCAUCCUCAGCUGGGUGGCGCUCACCGUGAAGGCCCUGCAGCGGUUCCGCCUGGGCACCGACAUGUCGCUCUUCGCCACCGAACAGCUGGGCGCCGGGCCGGGCCAGGCCUACCCCGGCUACCCGGUGGGCAGCGGCGUGGAGGGCACCGAGACCUACCAGAGCCCGCCUUUCACCGAGACCCUGGACACCAGCCCCAAAGGCUACCAGGUGCCCGCCUACUAGGGGGCGGCAGGUGGGGCCCCGGGCUCCAAAGCCACCCCGCCCACGCAGGCUCCAAGGGCUCCGGGACACCCCUCGGGUCCUUGCUGCGCAGCCCACUGUGGGCCCUCCGCGGCCGAGAGGGAGUGGCCUCUGGGGUGCCCGGGCUGUCCCCAGGCCUGAGGUCCCGAGGCGGCGGCGGCGGCACAGCCCAGGGCACGCGCGCUGCUGCCUGGAGUGGACGCCCCUCCCGGGCCGGCUCGCCAGGGGCUCGCUGCCCGCUCUGCUGCCAAGUGCAGGGGCUGCCCAGGUCCAGGGGCAGGGACAGCGCCCCUCCCAGGGCCAGGCGUGGCGGCCGCUGGCCCACCUCCCGCGUCCCCGUCAUGGUGGUCUGUUGUCUGCAGCCCCCCUGCGUUUGCUCUCAGGCUGGCUUGUGCAGCCCGGCCCUGCCAGUGCUGGGACUGUGCCCCGAUCUGCAGGUGUCACCCCGUCGUGCCCCCGGGCUCUCCCUCUGUAGCCCUGCCCAAGGCCCUGCCCCGGCCUGGUCCUUCCCUGAGGCCGUGCCUGGGGCCAGGCCAGGCAAGCCCCUGUGAGCGGAGAUGCGCGAGGCUCCCUCUGUCCAGGGACCCCCGGGGCGGCCGGUCCACGCUCACCUCCCUGCCUUGGCUUCCCGGACGAACCCCUCCCCCCACCCGUAGCCAACCACCCGUGCAUCGCUCGAAGCUGGCUUUUCGCGUUAAGUCCGGCCCCCAGUGUGGUUGCCACGUGUCAUUACGGACAGUCGAGUGACAGCCCCUGUGCACUGUAGCGUAGACCAGUUAGGUGUGGAUUCACGUGACCAUGUUUACAGUUUUGUACAUAUCCCCGCCCCCUGACAGCGUCCGUGAUGGUGUACUCCCUGUGUCCGUGUUCUGACCACGACUUCUUUACAAUAAAGACUGUAAAUGAGUUGACCGUG